AUGGGGGGGAACAACUGUGUGAUCGAGGGUUAUCAGUUCAACCAGUGCUUCCUGCCCUGGUGCUCUGCUCUCCUCUCUUUGCAGAACAAGAAGUACGUGCUGGUCAUGGUGGAUCCCGACGCUCCCAACAGAGCCAACCCCCGGCACCGGUACUGGAGGCACUGGGUGGUCACCGACAUCCUGGGUGCGGAUCUGAGGAAUGGGAAGGUCAAAGGGCAUGUGCUGUCAGGGUACGUCCGGCCCUCGCCCCCUCCCCACAGCGGGUACCACCGCUACCAGUUCCGCCUGUACGAGCAGCCAGCGCACAAGCACAUCGCCCUGAGCCCCGAGGAGGACGCCUCGCUGGGUUCCUGGGACCUGAAGGACUUCGUGGAAGAUUUUGGGCUGGGUCACCCUGUGGUCAAGACCCAGUUCCUCACCAAAUACUACGAGGAUUAGCUCCGGUCAGCGCGUCCUUCCCCUGCACAUCCUCACCCCACCUCUGCCCAGAGCCGAGGGGACCCCAAGACCCACCAAGGAUGCACCCACCCUGCUCCCCACUCAGACCCACAGCACCAACCCCAUCCCCUCCACUCCCAAACCCGAGUUCUCUCUCCCACCCUGAGCGGUGUCCCAGCUCACCCUGGCUAUCCCAGGAAGGAUGGCAUCACCUCUUCUCCUCCCCUCAUCCCAUUUUCCAGACCUUACCCCCAGCAUGUCCCGCCUGCACUUUGGGGACCUUGAGUUUGAAUGCUUGCAGUUUCCUGAAUAAAAUAUGGAUGGAGCACA
Messenger RNA from Manacus vitellinus (golden-collared manakin), 768 nucleotides. It is a transcript of the gene PEBP4, whose product is annotated as phosphatidylethanolamine binding protein 4. The transcript is spliced from 5 exons. The record is from RefSeq and is a predicted model, not a curated record. Bases 1 to 438 code for a protein of 145 amino acids. NCBI's taxonomy places the organism in Eukaryota, Metazoa, Chordata, Aves, Passeriformes, Pipridae.